CCAUAUUUGAAUGCUAUCGACAUGAAGAGGAUUUAUUAGAUCUCAUGAGAUUUAAAGCUGGAUUUGUUAAUUUUUCAUUGGUUUGGGAGAGAAGCAGAUCAGUUUCCUCGAGAUCUGAUGACCAGGAUCCUCACUUUGGAAACUGAAAAUGAAACCUCAGGCUCCUCUGCAGAUUCUGCUGUACGCCACAGUCAUCAGAAGUCUAAAAGCGGUUUCAAAACGCAACUCCGUGGACGGAUGUACUGACUGGUCUGUGGACUACCUGAAAUAUAAAGUUCUGUUUGGGGAGCCCGUGAGGAUUAAAUGUGCUUUAUUUUAUGGAUACAUCCGUGCAAACUACACACAUGCACAGAGCACAGGACUCAGUCUGAUGUGGUACAAGAGCGCAGGCCACGGAGACUUUGAAGAGCCCAUUUCAUUCGACGGUAGCCGUAUGAGUAAGGAGGAGGACUCUAUCUGGUUCAGGCCGGCUGAGUUACAAGACGUGGGACAUUAUUCAUGCGUGUUGAGGAAUUCUACGUACUGUAUGAAAGUAUCGAUGGUGCUCGCAGUGGCCAAGAACGACACUGGUCUCUGUUACAACUCCAAAAUGAGAUAUUUUGAGAAGGCUGAGCUGAGUAAAGGUAAAGACAUCAUCUGUCCCAACAUUGAUGACUACAUGCAGCCUGGAAAACAGAUGGAGAUAACCUGGUACAAGGAAUGCCGACCAAAACACUGGAGGCAAACUGUCACCAAGAAGGCGGACGUUCUGUCCAUUAAAAAUGUGCGAGAGGAUGACAUUGGAAAUUACACUUGUGAAUUGCAGUUUGGAAGUUUUGUCGUGAGAAGGACCACUGAACUUUCCGUCACCGCACCAUUGACUGACAGACCACCCAAAAUCUUGUACCCUACUGAAAAUCAAAUGAACAUUGUGGAGAUGCAGUUAGGCAGUCCUUUGAACUUGACCUGCAGAGCUUUCUUUGGUUAUAGCAGGGAUGCGAGUCCUCUCAUUUACUGGAUGAAGGGAGAGAAGUUUAUCGAGGACCUGGAUGAAAACAGGAUCAGAGAAAGUGAAAUUAAGACUGUUCGGGAGCAUUUGGGUGAGCAGGAGGUGUCUAUCUCACUGACAAUAGAUGCUGUAGAAGACAGUGACCUGGGGAAUUAUUCCUGUUUUGUGGAAAACAGCCACGGCAGACGCCAGGCCAACAUCCAGCUCAGUAAAAGGGCAGAGCUCAUGUAUACAGUGGAGUUGGCAGGGGGUUUGGGAGCCAUUCUGCUGAUGUUGAUAUUUCUGUUGUCCAUAUAUAAGUGCUACAGAAUCGAACUGAUGCUGUUCUACAGACAUCACUUCGGAAGUGAGGAUAUAGAUGGGGAAAAUAAAGACUAUGAUGCAUAUGUUUCCUACACUAAAGUGGAUCCAGACCAGUGGUGUCAGGAAACCAGAGAGGAGGAACGUUUUGCUUUUGAAAUUUUGCCAGAUGUUUUGGAAAAGCAUUAUGGAUACAAACUCUUCAUUCCUGACAGGGACUUGAUACCAACUGGAAGUUACAGCAAUGCUCAUUUCCAGGAUGACACAGGACUUCUUAGAGCCUACAUUGAAGAUGUGGCUCGCUGUGUAGACCAAAGCAAACGCCUCAUUAUAGUCAUGACGGCAAACUAUGUGAUGAGGCGAGGCUGGAGCAUCUUUGAGCUGGAGACGCGACUACGCAACAUGUUGGUUAGUGGAGAGAUCAAAGUCAUCCUCAUCGAAUGUGCUGAGUUGCGAGGAAUCGUGAAUUACCAGGAAGUAGAAGCUCUCAAACAUACCAUCAAACUUCUGACGGUCAUCAAGUGGCCAGGACCUAAGGGCAGUAAACUUAACUCCAGGUUCUGGAAGCAGCUUCAGUAUGAAAUGCCCUUUAAGCGCCCCGAACCCAGGCUGUCAAACGAGCAGGUGCUGGAUGUGAGCGAGCAGGGACCUUUUGGUGAGCUGCAGACCAUCUCUGCCAUUUCCAUGGCUGCAGCGACAUCCACAGCCAUGGCAACCGCACACCCGGAGCUGCGUUCUACUUUUAGCAGCACGUAUCACACGCAGCUGCGGCAGAAGCAUUACUUCAGGAGUUACGAAUAUGACGUUCCUUCUACUGGUACCCUUUUACCCCUUUCAUCACUGGGCAACCGGCACACCUACUGCAACAUCCCCAUGACACUACUCAACGGCCAGCGGCCGCAGGGAAAAUUGCACCACGAGCAGCAGCAGCAGGGGAUAGAGGAGCAGCAUAUUAACAAUGCCAUGUUAGCAUUGUUGCCACGGGAAACCAGCAUUUCCAGUGUCAUUUGGUAACUUCAGAUUGCUAAUGGCACUUAUUCCAAACCACAUAUGAUCCACAAUACCUACUUGUGUUGAUUUCAAACAAGAAGACAUAAUCUUGAAACGAAUAGGAAAACUCAGAGAGGCCAUUCUGUUUUGUUUCCAUAAUGCACUUAUUUACUUCAGGAAUACAGGGUCUUGUACAUAUAUGUAAAAUUCCUUUGUAGCAUUGCACUUUGUUCCAUUACUGUUAUACUUUUUUUUUUACAAUUUCAAAUUUUUAUAUCAAAUUUAUUUUUCCCUUAUAAACUGACUGAGACAGAGUCAUUUAAACAAAGGUUCAUUAAUGAUUGACCUGUUGUGCUUUGUCCUUGACUUGAUUCUUGAGACUUGUUUCCUAAACCAGUAGAUAAUUUGUGAUUGUUUUCUUAAAAACAGCAACAUUUUGUUUAACAAAUUAUUUUUUGCUGUCAAUUUAUGAGAUUUAUCCACUACAAAGAAAACAUGUCAUUAUGCAAAUGCUACCGAGGCCUAAAGUUCAAAUUCUUCCUGAUUGAAGGAGUAAGCAGAUGUUUAUCUCUCUUAUGUUUUUUUUUAGAUGUUCUAGAUAAACAGCUUUGCUGUUAGUAAUAUAGAUAAAGAAAAAAUGCUGUAUCAUAUUUUAAAAGAAAAAUAUAUUUUUGUUACAAAGGAAUUUGCUUGGCAAGACAUGCAUCAGUCACAUGUCAUUUAUGCUACUUAUUAAAAGACUGAAGAGA
Misgurnus anguillicaudatus (oriental weatherfish) is the source of this 3027-nucleotide messenger RNA. It is a transcript of the gene il1rapl1b, whose product is annotated as interleukin 1 receptor accessory protein-like 1b. Gene Ontology annotation, molecular function: interleukin-1 receptor activity. NCBI's taxonomy places the organism in Eukaryota, Metazoa, Chordata, Actinopteri, Cypriniformes, Cobitidae. Gene Ontology annotation, biological process: signal transduction; negative regulation of exocytosis. The record is from RefSeq and is a predicted model, not a curated record.